Annulohypoxylon truncatum is the source of this 936-nucleotide messenger RNA. RefSeq lists its product as uncharacterized. The record is from RefSeq and is a predicted model, not a curated record. Bases 161 to 802 code for a protein of 213 amino acids. Lineage: Eukaryota; Fungi; Ascomycota; Sordariomycetes; Xylariales; Hypoxylaceae. The transcript has a single exon.
CACUUUAAUACUUAUCAUACACACCUACAACUCUCCCAACUCCCCCUUCCUGUUCCUAAAUCCCUCGGACUUGGUUCUCAAUUUACCUUUGACACUUCAUUGAUGAAUCAAUGAAUUAACAAUAUUCCAAAGAUCCAGAGCGAAAACCUCGACAGGCGCCAUGAACCAACAAGGCAUUGCUGGAGCAGGACCAUCAAGACACCCUACACCCCCCUCAGUCAGGAAGCAUAUCGCCAACGUCCACCGCACAAUAGGAGGCCGCCCUCCAAAGAAUUGUCCGCUGGAAGUGUGGGAUGAAUAUUACAAAAAGUUCAAGGCUGAGAACGACCGCCAAGGAGUGGAGAGUGCAGAGAAUUCGUGGACGCAGCUUGCCAAGGGGGAGCAGUUCAUUGAGAAAAUGAGGCAUCGACCAUUCCCACAAUUUGGUAACAGCAGUGAAGAGGACGAGCUGCCCAAAGGCGUCCUGCCCGCAAUUCCAGCCACUCGAAGAGGCCAGACUGAACGAAGCCAAGCAACUUCCAAGAAGGAUCUGAGAAAGAGUGCUCAACCAGUCAAAUCAGCUACCGGAAACGGACAGCAAGUAUCCAAGGCCGAAGACGAAGCCGCAGCAUCCCUCACAGCGCUUGCACAAGCCCAACCAGCAAAGCAAUCAUCAGCAGAUUCACCUCAAGCCCAAUCUGACAUGAAGCCUAAGCGACGCCGCACUGGGCCAGAGAGCCUUAGAUCCUCUCUCGGCAAGAACUGGGAAGCACAGGUGGACGAGGAUGGUCAUAGGCCAGCUAGACGUGGUAGAAAGAACUGAAGAGCUCUAACAGAGAAGUUAAAGAGGGUGUAUUGGCCGGAAGUUCACGUUAGACUUUAUCAUCACCUCGUUACUUCGGAGGAUGAGGAUGGGUUUCUGAUAGACAAUGCAAAAUGUGUGUUGCAAUUCAUCGU